This is a messenger RNA of Gymnodraco acuticeps, 2871 nucleotides long. It is a transcript of the gene rnf208, whose product is annotated as ring finger protein 208. Lineage: Eukaryota; Metazoa; Chordata; Actinopteri; Perciformes; Bathydraconidae. The transcript has 2 exons. Gene Ontology annotation, molecular function: ubiquitin protein ligase activity. Gene Ontology annotation, biological process: protein ubiquitination. The record is from RefSeq and is a predicted model, not a curated record. Bases 1841 to 2629 code for a protein of 262 amino acids.
AGAGAGAGCAACGAGAGAGAAAGAGAGGGAGUGUAUGAGAGAGAGAGAGAAACAGAAGGGGGUGGGCAGGCAAAACAAGCCACAUGCAUUCGGAGGGAGCCAGAGGCACAGAUCCAGAGAGGUAGAGUGUGAGUGUGUAUGUAUGUGUGAAAACACUGCGCAUGUGUGACAGAGAGGCGCACUGGCUGGAGCAGACGGAGAAGGAGAGAGAGGAGUAAUGAACGGCAGCUGAGUCAAGAGAAGAGAUAACAGCAGAGGAGAGAGGAAAGUACCAGAAGAGAGGUUUACCUGAAGACUGGAAAGAAGAGACAAGCAGAAAGGACGAGAACAGAAGAGUGGACGUACAUGCAGAGAAACACAACGCAGAAGCUCAGCUCGCUGCACAGAACAAGCUGAAUAAAUUGAGAGGCUUAUAAGCAGAGGGAUGGAGAAAGAGAGACCAGAGGGAGACGCUCAGCCACUGUCGGGAAGAGAAGGAGCAGGGGUGGGAGAGUGAAGGACAAAGGUGCCAGAGAGGAGAGGAGGAGAGGAACUAGGGAUGCGGAGCCUCGACCAAAGCAGCCAGAGACAUGACGCAUCCACCUUGUAACAGCUUCCUCCAUCUUACAUCCCCUCCAUGUUAGCCUCUUUCAGUGCUGCACGUCGUUUAUGCAGCUAGGAUCAAAUGGACAGGAGAGAGCAUCCUCCCUCCGGUGAGACGCCCCCCUGAACAAAGUGACCGAGCGGCUUAUCUUCACACAACAGCAUCAGCAACAACUGGAACAGGAGCGAGGGAAGGACUGGGACAAGACAAGUGCGUAGACGGACAGGAUGGACGGAAGGAUUCCUGAGGACACGGUAUGAGUCUGAUUAACUGAAAAAGGGGAGCCAAGCACAGAGGCAUCCUCCAUCACUGGGAGGACUGUUUGAAAGUAAAACCCUUCACCACAACAUCUGAGGAAUUCAGGAGCCUUGGAGCCUGAAGGAGUCGUUCUAACAGCUUCCUGGAGCAUUAAAGGACACCUCCCAAAAAAACCUCCUCUCUGUUUCUUAUCAACCAAGCCACUGAGAGGGUCACACAGGUCACCUGACCAAACUGGACUAAUAGCAGAGAAAAGACUGGAGAGUUUUCUUUCUUUCUCACGCACUCAAGUCAAUAUGUAACACACCCGCAGCAAAAAACAGGAAGUUAAGCGAGUGUUGAAGCGAGAACCACAUGUAAAAGCUAGUCAGAGGCAGGCCACAGGAUAUAGUUUGGGACAAUAGCUCUCAGAGCUUUCUGUACUGCCUGAACUCAGUCCCCACCAUGCUGUGAAUGCAGAAACACACCAACCUGUACUGUAUGUAUUUAUGUGAGCAUCUGUGUGCAUAUGAGAUUAUUUAUUAGUGUCAUCACUGAGUGAGAACAUAUCAUUGUGCUAAAGUCGUCCUUGUGUGUGAAUAUAUGUGUCUGCAAAUAGCCAUCAGAGACGACUGCACAGCAACAUCAGCAUACGUGAGUGAAAACAACAAAAUAAGCUACCUUUAAGUAGUCAACACUGGUCGGAUACUGUAAACUGGACUGUUAAAUCAUCUGCAUUCUGCACAUAUCAGCAGUGACAGAACAAGAGCUGCAGAUUGCGGUGCUCUGGCUAAGCUCUUCUAUCAGUCUUUGCUUCAUAAAGACACAGGCUGAAUUCGCACAAACCAGGGGGGAUCUCUGAGGAAAACAUGGAGGCAACCAUCCGUCCCCAUGUUCCCUCUAAUGGCUGACUUUACCGGAAGAGCCUAAUCUUUUCCACCUUACCCAGAACCAGGCGGGGGGUGUCCAGCGCCGACUAGAGCUGCAGUCACUCUCUCUACAACCUCCAAGAACGUGUGAAUGUCCUGCCUCAGAUUUCAGCCCGUCGCCAUCCCCAUGGACACCGUGAAGAUCAUCCAGUCGGAGAAGUUCCCCAGAGAGUUCCCCAGAGAGUGCCCCGUGCCCGUCACCCAGCCGCGCUAUGCCCCGCCCCCCAGAGUGGCGUGGGACGGCGGAGGUGAAGGAGAGAUCAUCGUCAACCAGGCCUGCAGCGACAUGACCCUGGACAUCACAGGGUCUCCCCGGGCCAUGGUGUCCCCCUCUGUGCCCGUGACUCGCAGGGAGCAGAGCUUCCUGGCGCAGCGCAAAACCAGUGCCAACGAAAUCUGCUACCACCAGUUCCACUACAAGGUGGAAGACGUCAUCGUCAACCAGUACGUGCUGCGCUCGUCGUCCACCUCCUCCUCCACCUCCUCGUCCUCCUCCACGGGGCCCGUCAUGCCCUGCGAGCCCCUGGACUGCCCCACCUGCGGUCACACCUACAACUUCGCCGGAAAGCGUCCGCGCAUCCUCUCCUGCCUGCACUCGGUGUGUGAGGAGUGCCUGCAGAUCCUCUACGAGUCCUGUCCCAAGUACAAGUUCAUCUCCUGCCCCACGUGCAGGCGCGAGACGGUGCUGUUCACUGACUAUGGCCUGGCUGCUCUGGCCAUCAACACCAGCAUCCUGAGCCGCUUGCCCUCCGACCCCAACGGGCCCGUGCAGUGGGGGGGGGAGGCCGACCGCAGCUGCUACCAGACUGUGCGCCAAUACUGCCAGUCAGCCUGCACCUGCCAGAUCGCCAACCCCUUGUCCUCCUGUGGCAUCAUGUAGACAAGGGGGGACACUGCAGGCAUGACUCGGACUCGACGCUCCCCCUCCCCACUACCACUCUUAUUCGUCUAUAAGCUAUUCCCGUUCUGCCAACUCCCCUCUCACACACACAUUCAGUAAAUAAAUCCCUCCACAGAUGUUAUCUCUAUAUAUUUAAUAGCACAGAUGGAUGCUAUGUGGGACUAAUGGAUGCUGAUGGUUCAAUAAAUAGUAAAUAAAUGUAUUUUAUGUAUGGACUGGAA